Molecule: messenger RNA, 14545 nt
Organism: Coregonus sp. 'balchen'
Lineage: Eukaryota; Metazoa; Chordata; Actinopteri; Salmoniformes; Salmonidae
Source: the annotation of a GenBank genome assembly
AUGAUGUCACUUAUAGACUUAAACGAUGACCAGAGAUGGGUGCCUACACAUGUGAAUGUAACUGUCCUUCGUGCAAGGGGUUUGCGGAUGAAGGACAAGAACGGGAGCCGUUAUGUUUACACCAUCAUUCAGGUGGGGAAGGAGAAAUACACCACCGGUUUGGUCGAGAAGGCGACUGUGCCUGAGUGGAAUGAGGAAUGCUGUUUCGAACUUCUCCCCGGAAUACUGGAGGCUGGGGGUCGCAGUGCUUUUCCCUCAGGGAGCGGUGACUUGGUCAUCAACGUUAUGCACCGUGUGCUUAUCGGACUUGACGUGUUUCUUGGUCAAGCAAUCGUCCCUUUGGAUAAAAUAUUUCAAGAUGGAAUGUGCCCUAGAGAUGAGUAGGUUCCUCUCACUUACUAAGUUAAUUUGCUUAUGAUGAGGAACUUAUUUCCACUGAGUAUAUUGACAUUUUAGUCAUUUAGCAGACGCUCUUAUCCAGAGCGACUUACAGUUAGUGAGUGCAUAUAUAUUUUUUUUAAUACUGGUCCCCCGUGGGAAACGAACCCACAACCUUGGCCUUGCAAACACCAUGCUCUACCAACUGAGCUACACGGGACAUGUAGGCUAAAUUAUAAUAUACAUAAAUUAUAGGCCAUUAUGGCCAUAGUAAUUUGCCAUGAUUUGACAGUAACAUUUAUACGCCCAACUUGCUAAAGUAUCUGCAUUACAGAUGUCUACGAUAGAUACUGUGGCAGGCCCAACUAUGGAGAAGGGUGCAAUUGCGGCUCGCAAUUUGGGGUGCAACUGCAUGUGGGCAUUCCUGCAUAUGCAGGAACCUGUCUUUAUACUUCUAUUGGUCAAUUUUUAAGUUAAGACAGCCGGGAGGUGGGGGCGCUCCAGUACAGUAGGUGGCGUUAAUGCACAAUAACGUUGGAUGCCAGCCGCUGAUAAACCACACAGAAGAAGGGGCGGUAGCUAGCUAGCCGUACACGGGUAACGAUGGCGAGGGCAGGUGUUCGGCAGGCGGGAGCGAAGGACACUGUGUGCUAUCUUAGCCAGCUAGUCCUAAGGAGGACUCCGGAACACAGCAGGUGGGAGGUGGGGGCGACACAGUGUGCUAGCUAGCUAACUAUCAAGCUAGCUAGUACACGUGUCGCCUCAGCCUCCCACCUGCUGUGCUAGCGGGAGGCGGGGACGACCGGUAGGCAGUGUCUUUCGCCCCUGCCUGUCGGGCAUGGUUUUCUCUGUGACACAGCAGUUGGAAGGCGGGGGCAACACCGUGUGCUAGCUAAGUAGCAAGCUAGCACACAGUGUCACUAAUUAACAAGCUAGCUAGCACGCGUUAGGCGGCGACGACUGGUAAACUGUUCUUUGCCCCUGCCUGUCGGCACGGUUUUCUCCAGGACACAGCAGGCCGGAGGCGGGGGCGACAUUGGGUGCUAGCAAACUAGGAAGCUAGCACACAGUAUCACUAACUAAGCUAGUUAGAUAGCACGCGGGAGGCAGGGGCGACCGGUAGACAGUGUCCUUCAACCCCGCCUGUCGGGCACUGUUUUCCCGCAGUUUUGUUAACGACAUUGAGUGCAGGACGGGAGCGAAGGACUGUCUACCGGAGGACUCUGGUAGGCAGGGACGAAUAAAACUCAGAUAAAACAUUUAUUUCCCUUUUGACCCACAUUUAACAGUGUCACACAAGCAUGAAGAUGCUGUGCUCGGGGGGGGGGGCAUGCAUGCAGGCAGGAACCAAUGGGGUACUUGAGUGGGGGCGUUCAUGCAGGAACUAAUGGGAUUUCCCAACAAGUUAGAAAAAAAGUUGAAGGGUAUGACAUCUUGGUCUACGUCUCUGCAGAACAGAAUGUUUUUCUACCAAUAAAAAAUGAUAGCUAUUUUAGUAAACGCAUAAAAUACACUCAACAAAAAUAUAAACGCAACAUGUAAAGUGUUGGUCAUGAGCUGAAAUAAAAGAUCCCAGAAAUGUUCCAUACGCACAAAAAGCAUAUUUCUCUCAAGUUUUGUGCACACAUUUGUUUACAUCCCUGUUAGUGAGCAUUAUCAUUUGCCAAGAUAAUCUAUCCACCUAACAUUUGUGGCAUGUCAAGAAGCUGAUUUAACAGGAUGAUCAUUACACAGGUGCACCUUGAACUGGGCACAAUAAAAAGCCACUCUAAAAUGUGCAGUUUUGUCACACAACAAACACAAUGCCACAGAUGUCUCAAGUUUUGAGGGAGCGUGUAAUUGGCAUGCUGACUGCAGGAAUGUCCAGAGUUGCCAGAGAAUUGAAUGUUAAUUUCUCUACCGUAAGCCGCCUCCAACGUCAUUUUUGAGAAUUUGGCAGUACGUCCAACCAGGGCUCACAACUAACUUUUUUACAGUACCGGCCUGAAGAGCAAUUUCAACUGUCCCAAACUGAACCAUCAAACAGGCAAAGAGUCAAUACAGGACUAAGAUUGAAUCGUACUACACCGGCUCUGACGCUCGUCGGAUGUGGCAGGGCUUGAAAACUAUUACAGACUACAAAGGGAAGCACAGCCGCGAGCUGCCCAGUGACACAAGCCUACCAGAUGAGCUGAAUCACUUCUAUGUUCGCUUCGAGGCAAGCAACACUGAAGCAUGCAUGAGAGCAUCAGCUGUUCCGGAUGACUAUGUGAUCACGCUCUCCGUAGCCGAUGUGAGUAAGACUUUUAAGCAGGUCAACAUUCACAAGGCCGCAGGGGCAGACGGAUUACCAGGACGUGUACUCCGAGCAUUUGCUGACCAACUGGCAAGUGUGUUCACUGACAUUUUCAACAUGUCCCUGACUGAGUCUGUAAUACCAACAUGUUUCAAGCAGACCACCAUAGUCCCUGUGCCCAAGGACACUAAGAUAACCCGCCUAAAUGACUACUGACCCGUAGCACGCACGUCUGUAGCCAUGAAGUGCUUUGAAAGGCUGGUCAUGGCUCACGUCAACACCAUUAUCCCAGAAACCCUAGACCCACUCCAAUUUGUAUACCGCCCCAACAGAUCCACAGAUGAUGCAAUCUCUAUUGCACUCCACACUGCCCUUUCCCACCUGGACAAGAAGAACACCUACGUGAGAAUGCCAUUCAUUGACAACAGCUCAGCGUUCAACACCAUAGUGCCCUCCAAAGCUCAUCACUAAGCUAAGGACCCUGGGACUAAACACCUCCCUCUGCAACUGGAUCCUGGACUUCCUGUUCACCCAUGACUGCAUGGCCAGGCACGACUCCAACACCAUCAUUAAGUUUGCCGACGACACAACAGUGGUAGGCCUGAUCACAGACAACGAUGAGACAGCCUAUAGGGAGGAGGUCAGAGACCUGGCUGUGUGGUGCCAGGAUAACAAUCUCUCCCUCAACGUGAUCAAGACAAAGGAGAUCAUUGUGGACUACAGGGGAAAAAAAGAGGACUAAGCACGCCCCCAUUCUCAUCGAUGGGGCUGUAGUGGAACAGGUUGAGAGCUUCAAAUUCCUUGGUGUCCACAUCACCAACAAACUAUCAUGGUCCAAACACACCAAGACAGUCGUGAAGAGGGCAUGACAAAGCCUAUUCCCCCUCAGGAGACUGAAAAGAUUUGGCAUGGGUCCUCAGAUCCUCAAAAAGUUCUACAGCAUCGAGAGCAUCCUGACUGGUUGCAUCACCUCCUGGUAUGGCAACUGCUCGGCCUCCGACCGCAAGGCACUACAGAGGGUAGUGCGUACGGCCCAGUACAUCACUGGGGCCAAGCUUCCUGCCAUCCAGGACCUCUAUACCAGGCAGUGUCAGAGGAAGGCCCUCAAAAUUGUCAAAGACUCCAGCCACCCUAGUCAUAGACUGUUCUCUCUGCUACCGCACGGCAAGCAGUACCGGAGCACCAAGUCUAGGUCCAAAAGGCUUCUCAACAGCUUCUACCCCCAAGCCAUAAGACCCUUGAACAGCUAAUCAUGGCUACCCGGACUAUUUGCACUGCCCCCCCACCCCACCCCCCUCUUUUACGCUGCUGCUACUCUGUUAAUUAUUUAUGCAUAGUCACUUUAACUCUACCCACAUGUACAUAUUACCUAAAUUACCUAGACUAACCGGUGCCCCCGCACAUUGACUCUGUACCGGUACCCACUGUAUAUAGCCUCCCUACUGUUAUUUUAUUUUACUGCUGCUCUUUAGUUAUUUGCUUUAAUUUUUUUACUUAACACUUCUUUUUAUUUUACUUUUUCUUUUAAAAAACUGCAUUGUUGGUUAAGGGCUUGUAAGUAAGCAUUUCACUGUAAUGUCUACACCUGUUGUAUUCGGCGCAUGUGGCAAAUAAAAUCUGAUCUGAUUUGAUGUUUUUUUUAUGUUUUGAUAUGCCAACAUGGGUCUAGGUCAUUUGCAAUGCUUUUAAAGUAAUUGAUGUAUUUCUGUGACCGAUACAGAAAGUCUAUAUUACAUAAACUUAAUUUCUUAAGAAAAAAAAGUUUAGCAUCUUAAUGAAGACAAAUAUUAUUAAUAAUUAUAAUGUAUUCAUUGAACAUGUUAACCACAUGUACACAAUAAAUCUAAGAGAGAACAAUGUUAUUGUGAACGGUUUACUGAAGAAAUGUAAGUCAGAGACAUUCCAUUCCACCACCAGCUGCCCCAUUAAACAACAUAACACAACAAUAUACAAUAAAGAAUGUGUGUGUUCCCCAGCCUUCACUUUCUCUGCUUCCUCUUCAGUCACUGAAGAAUGAUGGCCUUGACCUUUUUGAGUGCCACCACUUGCUAACAGCCAGGGCCUAAAAUGUACUUUUUGGUACACCAGCCACCGUGGCAGGUAGAUAAAACCCAUCUACCAGCCAAAAUAUUUUCUUUACAUUUACAUUUACAUCAUUUAGCAGACGCUCUUAUCCAGAGCGACUUACAAAUUGGCUAAAAUUACUCCAAAACACAAAAAAACAGAUGAGAAUUCUUUGUGAUGUUUCUAAACAAUAAAUGUAUUACUUUGUAAGAAGUAAUGUUGUAUAUUGUUUAAUUUAAUUUUUUGUGACCUGAGUCUUUUAACCAAAAUAUCACAGAUGAGUCAAAAAUGUGAUAUACCGUGUUAACGUGAUUUGAGUCAAGUUUGUGCCUGUGAGAUUGAGAGGAUGACUAGUAACCGUGUUGCUUCUCUUCCCUAGCAGUUGAAACUCAAACAUUGAAAAAGAACCUAGCUUGUGAACAAAACAAUGUAAAUAGUCAAGAACAAAGUCUCACUACAGUAGACUUUCGAUUCAAGUAAAUUAAACAAACUUUGUGUGCGCAGUGUUGCAGCGCGAGGCAGAAAUACUUUGCACAUUUUACAGUGUGCAUUCGGUUCAGGUCAGUGAGAUACAACCAUAUUCUCUAGAAUACCAUAGUAUCUAGCCAUAGCUUACAGACAAUGCAAAUGCCACAGCAACUCCCGGCAUAGACAACCUCCGCUACGGGCCGGCGGGCCGCAGACAGGCUGGGAGAGAGUCAAAUGUGCAUUCUAAUAGGCCUAUUUGCCCAAAACUUGAAUGAUAUUAUACAUUUCCAUAACCUAAAUAAUGACAUGCGAUGCCUAGCCAGCCAUAUCAUUGUUUGAAACCUGGACAUUUUACAUAGCCUAUUUUACCUUGGCGUUCUCCUGUAAUAGCAUUUUGGAACAUUCACACAUAUGGCCGAGACCAAUGAACACAUUGCUGCGCUUGUAAUGUAAAUUAUUAAUAGUUUAUCAACUUUUAAGCUAAAUGUUGUGAUCUGUUUCAUCAGCCUUGUCUUUGUGUUUAAAGCACUGUUGUAUGCAUUUUAUAUUUUUCUGGCCUAUCGUCCUGCAACUGUCCAAAAGUCUGUUUUGAACCUUCCCAGAAAAAUGUUUUUAUCAUCCCCAGGAUGACGGGACGCCCUUAAUUUUGAGCCCUGCUUCCAACCAGCCUCACAACUGCAGACCACGUGAAUGGCAUCAUGUGGGCGAGCGGUUUGCUGAUGUCAAAGUUGUGAACCAAGUGCCCCAUGAUGGCGGUAGGGUUAUGGUAUGACCAGGCAUAAGCUACGGACAAUGAACACAAUUGCAUUUUACAGAUGGCAAUUUGAAUGCACAGAGAUACCGUUACCAGAUCCUGAGGCCCAUUGUUGUGCCAUUCAUCCGCCGCCAUCACCUCAUGUUUCAGCAUGAUAAUGCACAGCCCCAUGUCGUAAGGAUCUAUCUGUACACAAUUCCUGGAAGCUGAAAAUGUCCCAGUAAUUCCAUGGCCUGCAUACUCACUAGACAUGUCACCCAUUGAGCAUGUUUGGGAUGCUCUGGAUCAACAUGUACGACAGCGUGUUCCAGUUCCCACCAAAUCCAGCAACUUCACACAGCCAUUGAAGAGGAGUGGGACAACAUUCCACAGGCCACAAUCAACAGCCUGAUCAACUCUAUGCGAAGGAGAUGUGUCCGCUGCAUGAGGCAAAUGGUGAUCACACCAGAUACUGACUGGUUUUCUAGACCACGGCCCUACCUUUUUUUAAGGUAUCUGUGACCAACAGAUGCAUCUGUAUUCCCAGUCAUGUGAAAUCCAUAGAUUAGGGCCUUAUUUAUUUAAAUUGACUGAUUUCCUUAGAUGAACUGGAACUCAGUAAAAUCUUUGAAAUUGUUGCAUGUUGCGUUUAUAUUUUUGUUCAGUAUACGUUUUAUCUAAACCAUUUUUUACCACUUUCCCAACAACUUGGAGAGUAUGAAAUCUACUUCUCUGCUUUUCAAAUCUAAAAUCAGAAAACUUCUUCCACUACCACAAAAAUACUAUAAAGAAAUCUAAAGCAAGUCCCACAAUUUUAUUGGGAUUUACUUGGAUAUAUCCAUAAUAAUGACGUUGCAUGAUUUCGCCUGGCUCAGAAAAAGUUGAGUCGCGUCUGGACACCCGUUCGCUCUCUAUGAUAGGCUCCAGGGGAGUUCACAUUUCAAAAGUGAAAUAAAUCUUCAGAGGUCUGACAGGCAGACAGCUAUGCUUAUAUUAACCCCUGCUGUACCAAACUAAAUGCUAGACUGGAAGCAAGGGGAAAUAAUGUGAAAGUUGAGAUAAAUGCAAGAGAUGAUUCGGACAGCAACGUGAACAUGAUAGUCUUAUGGAGACACAGUGAUCAUUUUCAGAUGGAACUGUUAGCAGGCAUAGUGUGCCUGUGACGGCCAAUACAGCACGGCUUGGAAUGCUGCUCAUCCAAUCAGCAUUCAGGAUCCAAACAACACGUUUUAUAAAAUAAAAUAAUGUUGGUCACAGAUGCGUUUAAGUUGCAUGACAAUGCAUGUGUGGAGCGCUGGGGAUGGUUGACGCCUGACAGUCUCCUCUCACUGUGGCUCCAGAUGGCUCAAACUCAACUCCAAGGCCGGCCGGAAGGAGAAGGAGCGCGGCGAGAUGCAGGUGACGGUCCAGUUCACCCGCAACAACAUGACAGCCAGCAUGUUUGACCUAACCAUGAAGGACAAGCCACGGUCCGCCUUUGGCAAGCUCAAGGACCGUGUGACGGGGAGGAAGAUGGGCGACAUGGAGUCAUCAUCAGCCAUCGUGCCGGGACGCUUCGCCGCACUGUCGGGUUCCCUAGGGCAAACAUUCAGAGAGGGGGGCGGAGGAGGAGAGGACCCCAUGGAGGUAGACGAGGAGAAGCGGAGAAAGGUGAAGGAUUUCUUCCUGGGGAAGGGAAAACUGCGGAGGUCGUCCGACACAAGGUCGUGCUCAUCGCUGGCCUCGGAGAGCAGCGUGUCAUCCUUGACCAGUGAGAGCCCCCCUCCUCUGGGCCAAGGCCUCCUGGCAGCCCCACCCAGCUCCCUCAGCCCCCCCUUAUACAGCAACAAGGUCAAAGUAGACACCCACCACAGAGAUACAGACCUAGCUAAAAAAGGUAAGCCUGCAGAUUUCCUAUCUCCCGAGUGUUUCAUUUUCAUUAGAAAUUUACCUAAAUGUCUGUAAUAUGUAGUAAUUCAUGAGCUGUAUUUAGAUUCUGGCAGAAUCUUUACCAGAUAAAAGCAUGUACUGUAUGUCAAGGAUCUAGCUUGCUUAUGCAUUUUAAAGAAUUGUUUUGGAAGAGAGGUUAUUAUUAGGACCGAUCCAUUUCAGGCCAAUACUUUGACACCCUUUCUUUCCCUCCAAAUAGUGUUCACCACCACACAGUCUUCCCCUUUAAUACUGACCCACAAGCAAGCCUUCAGCGACGAGGCGAGUGGGAUUACCACUACUGCCGUUCCCCAGCCCUGUCCUGCUGUGGAAUCCCUCAAGGGUCAGGGUAUGACUCUCUCCCAAUCCUCUCUGUGCAUCAACGGAAGCCACGUCUACGGAUCCGAACCCAAGGGCUCAGGCACCCUCCCAUCCAAGCUGGUCCUCCUCGAGAAGUGCUCCCCACUCUCUCAUUCGCUGCAGAACCUCACAAAGCGGAGCGAGGACAAUGGUUCCGCCGGCGAUGGGCGGCGCUGGUCCUUCGACAAGGUGAAGAAGGAAGAGAAGUACGAGAAGAAGGCCGAACCACAUGUCUCCCAGGUUCAAAGCGCUCGGGUUGGGGGUUGUCCGGUGCAGGCAGCCGCCCCGAUGCUGUCUUCCACUACCACGGUGGACUCGGCAGACAAAGGGAAAAAGCUCAGAAAGUCGUUAUUCUCCAGAGGGAGGAGUGAUUCUCUACCUGCCAAGUCGGCGCCGAGCCAGGGUUGUCCUCUCCCCGAGGGGAGACUGCGAGGCUUGUUUGGCUCCAGUGACUCCCAGAACAAGCCAAGGUGAGUGGAGGGUCAUUUCAGAUGUCUCCACACUCCAGGGCUUCAUACAGUUUUGCCUUCCAUCGAAAGAACACAGACAUCUACAUCUUGAAAGGUUUUGAUUUCCUUGUGUUCAGUGUCUAUGCUGCCCCCUGUUCCUUUAAAAUGGAAAUGUGGCCAGUUCAUCCACCAUUUCAAUCAAUCAAAUGUAUUUUAUAAAGCCCUUUUUACAUCAGCAGUUGUCACAAAGUGCUGCAAUCUCAUAUCACCUCAUGUAGGCCACAACAUGAUAAGGUUCAUACUGUACUCUUAACACAGGAUAAUAGUAAACAUCUAGGCCAUUUGUAUAAGAAUAGAUGUACUGUCCUUUGAAUCAGAGGAAAUCAAAGACAGAGUCCAUGUGACUGCAGUUGAAAAGGAAAUAAUGGCAUAUACAGUAUAUUUCACUCUUAACCUUGGGGUCAAAUUGAAACAGAUACUGUAUACAGAGAAAGAUCUAACUGAACUUUAAGCUUAAGGUUUGGUAUGUUGUGGAACAUCUGGGCCAGUAUUCAUGAAGGAUAUCAGAAUAAGAGUGCUGAUCUAGGAUCAGGUCCCCCUGUCCAUGUAAACUUAUUCAUUAUGAUCUAAAAGACCAAACUGAUCCUAGAUCAGUUCUUUACUCUGUGAUGCUUUAUGGAUACUGGCCCAGUACACAAAUCACCUGUUUUUGCUAUUAGAUUAUGUGCAGUAUUACUGUUUCUAAUCAGACAGUAAUUCCUGAAAUACCAAAUUUAGUACAUCUUGCAUUUUUGCUCUUCACCUUGCUUCAGUAAUUUGCAAAAUGCUGUUUUGCUUUUUGUAGUAAACUCUUGUUGCUGUUUUCCAUAACCCAUUAUUGUUAACAUUUUUGGGCAAUUGUAGCAUAUUCACAUAUGAAAAUAUUUUAAGCUAGUCCUCAAAUAAACGUUAGCUGGCAGAAGAUGCUUCUUCUCUUUAGACAUCUGGCUUUCCUUUUUCUAUGUGUGUUAGAAAAUUGCACCCAUUUUUUUGAAUGGGUCAGCUGGCAUAGAAUUAACAAAGAGGACUGCUUGUGCCUUCCCUCCACAGGGUGGAAGUUUCUUCUAAGGUAGAAAGCGACUCAGACACCCCUCCUCCCCUCCCCCCUCGCUCCCCCAUUCCCCCCCAGUCCUUGUCUCCCUCUACUUCUUCCACUGGCCGUGCCUCACCCGACAGUGGCCAUCCCACUAACCCCUUCACCCCCUCUCCCUCUCCGACCCCCAAUCCAAUCUCUCCCUCCAACCCCUUCCUCCUGUGUAUGCAGGGUAACCCAUUUUUUGAGGACCUCAUAACCGAAGAGGCCCGGAGGUCCCCCCCUCUCGCUCCCUGCUCCCCCUGUCAUUCCACAGCUUUGCCUAGUGUCCCCAGUACCGUCCACAAUGUCGCAGUGCAAAAGAAAAUGGCCACCAUACGGCGAGAGCGCCCCAGGCCUGUAGCCAGGCAGACGUCCCUCCCUGCCUUACUCCCGAGAGCGGCGACUGCCAGCCCCCCGAAUCCAUUCACCUCUCGCUCCAUAUCAGAGAGCGGGGGAAGAGAAUGGGACGAGUCCUUUGACGCCUUUGCAUCCAGCAGGCUGAAUUCGCCAAAGGGCUCUCCUACCAAUCACCCUUCAAAUGCAACCUCGAGGCAAGCUCAAGUAAGAAGCACUCCUCCACAUGAGAGUUACACUAUUCCACCCGUUGAGGAGAUGCAGAUGAGUGAAGAAGAAGAGCAUCCACCGUUGCCUCCACGGAGGCCCAUAACAAGGACUUUGGUAAACAAGAGACCCUCUGACAGCUGGUUGCACAGGGGUCAGGAGCUGGCUGUGCAGAAAGAGGCCUGUCUCCUGUCACAAACAGGCGCGGCUUCCCUGCAGCACACAAGAGAAGGCGGGCACAAGAGAUGCACACUUAUUCCCCAGCUGUACCCAAGCCCAGGCAAACACCUUCUCGUCAGCAGUGAAUUUCAUACCGAACACUCACAACGUUAUGCCAACAUUUCUCCAGAGUCUCCAUCUCCAUUCAAGUCUGAAGAUGAGUUCGAGAAGUUUGACUAUGAACCAUUGCGAGAUGAAGAUGAUAGCUGUAAAAUGAUGUUUAAUGAGCAGGACUUAUGGCCGGAUGCAACAGAAAACCAUCUAGACCCAAAUAUAAAGGAUUCGAUAAUAUUGUUGGCCUCAGAGGAUACGAUGGACGCCAGUCCCACUGUUAGAAAAGACGCCAUUGUAAAGAACACUUCACAUUCUGAACUCAAAGACUUAUCUCUACCAGUAAUGCUUCUUGAUAGUGAAAUGACUGUUGCCGAUCUACUGAAUAUGUCUUCCCCAAAACACUCUAAUUCAGGUCUUAAGACGCAUGACAUUGCGUCAACUACACCAGACCCAACAACAGAAUUAUUCUCAAUUCACCCAGAGAAGCCCACCAAGUCCAGAGAUAUAAAUUAUGAAUCACCUCCGCUAACCUUGGAAGAUCUAAAUAAAAACCUAAGUAACUCUGAUUUUAGUUUUAUUGACUCUGCUUCUGAUGCCUCCCCAUCUCCAUCUGAAAUGAUGACAGUGAAUACCCUCAAAAGUUUAGGUGGCAUUUUUCCUCAAUCUCCACAAGUUACACUCAUAACCGUAUAUCAUGAGCAGAAGAUGCUAUCUGCAGAGGAUAUGUUAACUUUUCAGAAACCUAGUACUAUAGACAUCAACUCUGCCCUAAAAGCGAAUUUACCAGAAGCCUCCUUGCUUUGUCAAGACAAUUGGCAAGAUGGAGGUUGUGAAUUGAAUACAUCACGCAGAGAUUCUGCAAGCAAUAAGAAGAACAAUAGCAUUUUUACACCUGACAGUCUUAACAUAGAGCCUGAGUCUGAAGACAUCACUAGAGACACUGUAGAUAUAAAACAAUCUCCACUGGAUAGAAAUGGCAACAUUUCAAAAUCAAAGAUAGACAUUUCAAUAGUAGACCCUUCAUGUCAUAUUAGAACUUCUCCAGUUUCUCCACAGAUGGGAAUGCAACAGGAAGUUGUACGCAAUAAACAGGAAGUGAGUCAGCCUCUGGCCAAACUAACCAAGCAUGUCAAUGAGUCUUCACCUAGGGGUGCUAGUUCACACAGGAGUCUCAAGGGAAUGAUACGAGAGCUCCGCGGCAACGGUGGUUCAAAUAGCCCUGGCAAAGGAUUGCGUGAGAGCCCUCUUCACCAAUCACUGUCUCCUGGGCAAGUACUCUCAGAGAGCAUUGAAGUACCCUUCUCAUAUCAACCCACCAAAUCUCCUUUUUCCUCACCUUUGUCACCAGAUAGAGAGACAACGCUCAAGGCAGCUAAAUUAUUUGUUUCCUCGCAAAAAACGAACACAAAAUGUUCCACUCAGUCAAUUCCAAAAGAAAACUGGUUAACGGAACGUUCCCCGUCCAGACAUGCUGGGACCAUCAGCUUCGAAGACGUCCAUGCCAAAGUAGCCCCGAACGUGAGAAGCCCCAUGAGUGCCAGGUUAAGGCCUGGCGUCUCUCUGCAUGCUUCCAACCCCUCCUCUGCUGCCCCCUCCCUGGUGACUGAAACUAAUGCCCAGGCUAAGCUACCCCCCACCCCCGGCCCCUCCUCCAUACAUCACCCCCCGACCGUGAGACCCAGUACCGGAGCCAGUGCCACCUUGGCUGUGGCCCCCUGCACCUCUUCCUCCUUCUCUACCUCCUCCACCACUGUCCAACCCCUGGUCGAUGCACGGCACACACUUUUACCUGAGGAGACACAGCCAGCUAGCAGCCUGCCCCGACAGGAGAGCAGGUGAGACUUCUCCUCACACUUAAGCUCUGUGUACCCACUCCACUCCUCUUGAGAAAAUAUCAGGUUGGGUUGCCAGAUUGGGUUGCCAGGUUGCAGUCAACAAUGGGAUGCGGCAAUUAGAAAUAGUUAGACAUAACACACCUGCUAGCUGUUUACAAGCCAUAGCUUGAAAACCUGAACCUACAUAUUGUUAGACUGUAUUCUCAUUCUUCCAAAUGAAACUAAUAUAUUUAGUUUAUUUGAUUUAAUCUAUUCAAGUAGCUUCCUUAAGAGGAAGUUCUCUAAAUUAAUCAAUAUAUAUAUCCCCUGCCAGUACCACCUGCCCAUGCAAACCCAUUGGUUGCUACAGUUUUGUAAAUUGCUUAAAUCUUUUACGUUGCUCGUCUCACUUCUGUGUAAUUAAUUUGUGUCAAACAUUUGUGUCGCUGACUGUCUCAUCACAUCUAGGAGUCCACAUCCACAAUCACAGUCAUCACAAUGAAAAUCUCAGCCUUAUCUUGAUGAUUUAACAACUACUUCAGCUCUCUGUGCUGCCAUUUUGACCAUCUGUAAAUGAAUGCAAAAUGGAAAUACUUUCCUUCACUCUCUCAUUAGGUGUAGGGUGAAGUUGCCUCAAGAUGCUGAUAUUGGGUCAGUUUGCGUUUUCCCCACUAAGGAAGCUGAUCCUAGAUCUGUACCCAGGGGAACUUCAACCUGGAGCCUGUCAUUACUGCUGAAGCAUACCUGCUUUGUGCUAUACUCAAAUCAGACACUAUAAGCUCUUUUUAUGCUCUCUUACUGAAACCUGUUGCUAAACACAUUUUGCUGUCGUGUAGAGAACUGAUUUGAGGUCUCCAUUAUAUACAGAAAAUUCAAAAUCCAGGCUGGAGCAUUGUUAUGAAUAUUACCACAUACUAUGUAAUGCCAGUGCCUCACAUUGUACUGUACUGUAUAUUGAUUUUCAUGUGAAAAGUGUUAUGUACACAUAAUCCAAUGCAGUGAACAUUUGAUGGUGAUGUUUUCUCUGCAGCCCCCACCCAGUGAAGCCCUUGACCACCACAGCCAGUCAGGGGGAGAAGAAAGAGGGCCGGUCAAUUCUGGAGAAGCUCAAGUCUUCCAUCCACCCAUGCCGCGCCGCCCAGCAGACACUGGCUGAGACUGAGGUAUAAAAGGCCACAAACUAUGUGUUUAGACAGGCAGCCCAAUUCUGAUAUUUUUUCCACUAAUUGGUAAUUUGACCAAUCACUACAGAUAUUUUCACAUCAGAUCUUUUUCAGAGCUGAUCUGAUUGGUCGAAAGAAUUGGGCUGCCUGUCUAAACAGCCAAACUAUGCAGGGGAGCUUUUGCUCCAAUGGGUGACAUACUGUACAUGAAUAUUUUCAUAAAGCUGUGUUUUUCAGUACUGAAUCACAUAUUAGAAACAGCCCACUGGGCACACACUGGUUGAAUCAACGUUGUUUCCACGUCAUUUCAUAGACGUUGAGAAUUGACGUCUGUGCCCAGUGGGAGUAUUCCAAAUAUAUCAACGAAUAUAAUCAAGAUAAAGAAUCCAUGAAUUCACAUAAUGAAUGACUUUCCAAACAGAAACGUUCUGAAACAUUAUUGUCUACCUUGGGAUAACUGGGCAGUUCAAAAUUCAGUGGAAAGGUUUUCGGUCAUGUAUGGCUGACUCUGUAAAACAAUACAUUUCACUGCACCUAUUCGGUGUAUGUGACAAUAAAACAUCUGAUGACAGCGAUAGAUUUUUAUCAAUUGAGUCCCUCCUCUUGUUAAUCUGUGUUUUCCCAUUUGAUGUAACAGAUCCAGUCUUGUCAGAUCAGUGAUUCCUUCAAGAUAGGAAUGAAGGAUGUAUUCUCAAAAGUAUUCUGACAGGGCCUGUGUUUGUCUUCUCAGGAAUCGUUAGCGGACAGCUCGGCCCAGUACGAGCAGCUGACCAAAAUGGAGCUGAUCUCCCUUCUGCUGCAGCAGGAGAUGGAUGUGGAGAAGCAGCAGGCGGCCUCCGACCAGCAGGCGGCACUGCUGGAGAAACACGAGGCGGAGCUGAAGAAGAUCAAGGCGCAGGUGCGCGACCUGGAGGACUACAUCGACAAGCUGCUGGUGCAGAUCAUGGAGCAGACACCCACACUCCUCCAAGUGCGCUCCCGACAC